AUGCUCCCUAUAGCUCGCGUCGCGCAGGCCGCGGACCCGUUCGCCUGGACGGGCUCCGAUGCCUUCACGCCGCUCGGCGACAGAGUCGACGCGCCGCCGCUGCCGCUGCCCCGGAUCACGCGCCGCCGCCGCGUGGUGCUGGUGCGGCACGGGCAGAGCACGUGGAAUGCGGAGGGGCGGAUACAGGGCAGCAGCGACUUCUCAGAGCUGACGCCCAAGGGCGUGAAGCAGGCGGAGACGACGCGCGACAUGCUGGAGGGGGAGUCCUUCGACUGCCUGUUCGUCUCCCCCCUGAAGCGCGCCCGCCAGACAGCCGACAUUGUGGCGGGCAGCAGGGGCCUGAGGACGCGCGGCUUGGUCAAGACCGAGGGCAAGGCCCAGUUCGGGGAGGCCUACAAGAUGUGGCAGCAGGGGCCGGCCGAAUUCGAGAUCGACGGACACCCGCCAGUCAGGGAGCUGUGGCACCGUGGCAGCGCGGCGUGGCAGCACAUUUUGACAGAGGGCGGCGCCGACCCCGAGGAUGGCGGCGACGCCGGCCCCGCCAAGCCGUCGUGCGCCCUGGUGGUCGCCCACAACGCAGUCAACCAGUCCAACGGCGCGACCAGCGUCCUGGACUUUGAGCCGCCCCAGAGCCAGGGGGCGCCGGUCAGGGUGACGGUGGACCGGCUGAACCAGAGCCCCGGCCCGCCGUUCAAGGCGGACGGCGCCGGGCGGAUCGCCACGUCGCGCGUCGUGAUCGUGCGGCACGCGGCGACCGAGGGGUCCGCGGACGGCGUCCUGUUGGGCAGCAGCGACGAGGCGCUGUCGCCGCUGGGGGUGGUGCAGGCGGGCAAGGUCGCGGAGUUCAUGAUGGACCUGCAGGAUUUCAUUGAUAUUCCACCCGCGGCGUCGUGUCUGGGGGUCUAG
Molecule: messenger RNA, 906 nt
Organism: Monoraphidium neglectum
Lineage: Eukaryota; Viridiplantae; Chlorophyta; Chlorophyceae; Sphaeropleales; Selenastraceae
Exons: 7
Coding region: 1-906 (301 amino acids)
Molecular function (GO): phosphatase activity
Source: RefSeq, a predicted model, not a curated record